ACGGGAAAUAGCCGGGUCUAAUUAUUAGAAUGUUAUUUGUUUUAAGACUUUCGUGCAGUUUUAAUUAUUUUCAUAUUAUAAAGUAAUUAUUUUUACGGUUUCAAAUUGUUUUACCUUAAAAGUUGCGUAAUGUUGAAAGAUUGUAAUACAUGGUGCAGGAGUGCCAAAUUUAAAUACGGGAAAAUUAAUGAUCAUUGCAAUAGUUUCAUUUUGUUAAUUCUCAGUUAUAUUAUCUUGCACGGCAUGAACUGCGGCGUUCUGUCUUGGAAUAUAUAUCUAACUUUUGAAGAUAGCGAGCCCAGUAAAGAAGAUUUAUAUUUUGAAAUUGUUGAACCGGAAACAUUGCAUUACACAUUUAAAGUGAGACCUGCUCAAGAUUUUGGAAUUCCUUUUAAUGAAAGUCUAAACAAUGUUGGCUUAGUUUUAGCUGAACCACCUCAUGGAUGCAGUGCACCUAUCAAUCGAUUAGAACUUAGAAAUAAUGUAGCUUUAAUAGAUAGAGGAGGUUGCUCCUUCCUAAGCAAAUGUGUUCAAGCUGAGCAUUCUGGAGUAUUAGCAGUUGUGAUUUGUGAUAGUGAUACAUCUAAUGAUGACCAAUUUAUUGAUAUGAUUGAUGAUAAUACAAAGAGAAACUGUAGCAUACCAGCUGUAUUUUUGUUAGGAAAGGAUGGAUACAUGAUUAAAAAAGGGCUGAAAACACAUAAUCUGAAUCGUGCUAUUAUCAAUAUGCCAGUCAACUUCACAUUUGUUCCUCUACAUGAGAAGAGACAUCCCCCAUGGAUUUUAUAGCAGCCGUUUCAGAAAACGUGUAACUUAUAACUACUUACUUGUAAAUCAGCAGUGUAUAAAAUAUUUAUGUAUAUUUGAAUAAAUUAAUUCUUUUUAACUUC
Molecule: messenger RNA, 890 nt
Organism: Uloborus diversus
Lineage: Eukaryota; Metazoa; Arthropoda; Arachnida; Araneae; Uloboridae
Product: PRADC1-like protein
Exons: 5
Coding region: 130-789 (219 amino acids)
Source: RefSeq, a predicted model, not a curated record